CUGUUGGUGGAUUGGAUCGAGGCGUCUGGACUACAUACGGGUGAGAGUAACAACGUAGAGACAGACGGCCCUCAGAUGUUCGCCAUAGCCAUGACUGUGAGUCGUCUGGCCACGUGCUUCUUCACCUUUGAAACCAUUGAUAUAGCCAGUAAAUUCGGGGUGUAUGGUUUUGUACCUGCCCUGGAGCCGUUGCUGCCACUUAUGGCUCAGCUGAGUACAGCGUGUCUGCAUAGAGCACAAACCGAAUCGUUUGGGGAGAACUACAACAUAGAGGCCUUUGACUUGUUGCUAGAUGCAUGGGUGACCCUAGUGAGCGAUCAACAAUUCCCCACACAUUCCGUGUUUAAAUGGACCAAUGAGAUCUUCCGAACAUUUGUGGCGGCACGGGUGGAGAGUGAAAUGAAGGCCACACUGGAAGAUGCCGAUGAGGAGUACUUUGAGGAAGAAAAUGACGUUCUAAAUAUGGACAGUCAGAACCUAAAUAUGGCAGCCUUGGCGAGGUUAACACCCGCCGAAUCUAUUGAAUUGGUCUCAAAAGAAAUCCAGGCCAAGGUGGUGGCCCUACGCACCACGACAGAGGGUCUACCCAUUUUAGGCGCGCUGCACCAGCUGAUCCUCAUAGCGGGGUAUCUAAUAGCCGAUCCGCAGGACAGAGGAGAGACACCCUCCAUUCCAGAAGAGAUAUGCACCAUGCUAACAAACACAGCCACGCCCACCCAGGCACAGGCCAACAACCACGCACACCACGAGCCGCUCAUG
Molecule: messenger RNA, 759 nt
Organism: Sphaeroforma arctica JP610
Lineage: Eukaryota; Ichthyosporea; Ichthyophonida
Exons: 5
Biological process (GO): protein export from nucleus
Cellular component (GO): nuclear pore; cytoplasm
Molecular function (GO): nuclear export signal receptor activity
Source: RefSeq, a predicted model, not a curated record